Messenger RNA from Staurois parvus, 1680 nucleotides. Lineage: Eukaryota; Metazoa; Chordata; Amphibia; Anura; Ranidae. The record is from the annotation of a GenBank genome assembly.
AUGAUGAUUAAAUAUGAAGAGCUGUAUUGCUUCUCUUUCAACCCCAAGCUGGACAAGGCAGAGCGAGAGGAAGGCUGGAGGCUGAUUGACUUGAGUGGAGAGUACAGUAGAAUGGGGGUCCCCAAGAGCCUGUGGCAGCUCAGUGAUGUUAAUCGGGACUAUCGAGUUUGUGACACAUAUCCUACUGAACUCUAUGUACCAAAAUCUGCUAGUGUGCCAAUCAUCGUUGGAAGCUCCAAGUUUCGUAGCCGUGGUCGUUUUCCUGUUCUGUCCUAUUAUUAUCAAGAUAAUGAUGCCUCUAUAUGUCGUAGUAGUCAGCCCCUGUCUGGCUUCAGUGCUCGCUGUCUUGAAGAUGAACAGAUGUUGCAGGCGAUAAAGAAAGCAAAUCCUGGCAGUGAUUUCCUCUAUGUCGUUGAUACACGACCAAAACUGAAUGCCAUGGCAAACAGAGCAGCUGGCAAGGGCUAUGAGAAUGAGGACAACUACUCCGACAUCAAGUUUCAAUUCAUUGGCAUUGAGAACAUCCAUGUGAUGAGAAACAGUCUCCAGAAGAUGUUGGAAGUAUGUGAACUUCGAUCGCCGUCUAUGGGUGAAUUCAUGUGGGGUCUGGAGUCAUCUGGGUGGUUAAAGCACAUCAAGACCAUAUUGGAUGCCGGCAUCUUCAUUGCCAAGGCAGUGGCUGAAGAAGGGACUAGUGUGCUCGUCCACUGUUCUGAUGGGUGGGACCGCACAGCUCAGGUUUGCUCAGUGGCAAGUCUACUCCUUGACCCAUACUACAGAACAAUCAAAGGCUUUAUGGUAUUGAUUGAGAAAGAUUGGAUUUCAUUUGGCCAUAAAUUUAAUCACAGAUAUGGACAUUUAGAUGGCGACCCAAAGGAAGUAUCCCCAGUGAUUGACCAGUUCCUGGAGUGUGUCUGGCAGCUUAUGGAACAAUUUCCAUGUGCAUUUGAGUUUAAUGAGAGGUUCCUCAUCCAUAUUCAGCAUCAUAUAUACUCCUGCCAGUAUGGAAACUUCCUGUGCAAUUGCCAGAGAGAGAGGAAAGAACAGAGAGUUCAAGAGAGGACUUAUUCCCUUUGGUCAUACCUGUGGAAGCAGCAUUUGGAUUACAUGAACCCCCUUUACAGACCAAACCACAGUCAGACAUUGGGCAUGCUGCGACCUAAUACAACACCAUCCUCUUUCAAAUUUAGGUUUUGGAGAGGUCUUUACAAUCGCUUUGAGAAAGGUAUGCACCCCAGACAGUCAGUGACUGAUUUUCUUCAGGCAGUGAAGGAAGAAACUCAGCAACUUGAGGAAGAGCUGGAUGUCAUGGAAAAGAGACUAGCAAAGCUGGAAACUCGUCAAACCAAUGAAGUAAACAAGAAGUUUAAUGAGCAGCCAAAAAUCAAUACAUUCCAGAUGUGCAUCACCAAGAACUCUCCUGUUAACACUCCCCAAGAUUACAGCAACAACCUGAAGUUGUUCCCUUCCCGCAGCCCAUCCCAGGGUGAGGAUGACUCGGCCCUCAUUCUUACUCAGGAUCACUUGAAAAGCUCUGAUCCAGACCUGUCUGCCAACAGUGACCAGGAGUCUGGGGUGGAGGACUUAAGCUGUAGGUCUCCAAGUGGUGGAGAUUCUCUUCCCAGUGAGGAUAGUGGAAAGGACCCCGAUUCAGACGAAGCCAUGUUUCUGAAUGCUUAG